Tachysurus fulvidraco (yellow catfish) is the source of this 4158-nucleotide messenger RNA. RefSeq names its product catenin (cadherin-associated protein), alpha-like 1 (gene ctnnal1). Lineage: Eukaryota; Metazoa; Chordata; Actinopteri; Siluriformes; Bagridae. Gene Ontology annotation, molecular function: actin filament binding; cadherin binding. The transcript has 19 exons. Gene Ontology annotation, biological process: cell adhesion; Rho protein signal transduction. Bases 36 to 2327 code for a protein of 763 amino acids. The record is from RefSeq and is a predicted model, not a curated record.
UCUGAAGCACAUAUUAGCUAAGAAACUGGUCAGGAAUGGCUUCGUCUCCGUGUGACGGUGGUGGCAACUUUGAUUGCGGACUCGAAAUAAAAACUCGGUCGGUGGAGCAAACCCUCAUCCCUCUGGUGUCUCAGAUAACCACCCUGAUUAAUCACAAGGACAAGCUAAAGAAGACGGAGAAGACCUCACGAGCCAUCCAGAGGGUCGGCCAGGCGGUCAGCACCGCCGUGAGCCGCUUUGUGGCUGUCGGAGAGGCCAUCGCAUUGGAGAAUGAAGAAUUAAAGGAAGAAAUGGGUCACGCAUGCUUUGAGGCCAGACGAGCAGGCACAGCAAUAGCGCAGCUGACAGACGUGUGUAGCGCUGAGCCGAGCGAGGCCGACGGUCGCAGCACUGUGUUCAGUAACAGGAUGGGAAUGGUGAAAGCAGCUCGUAUGCUCCUGUCCUCUGUCACCAAAGUGCUGGUGCUCGCAGAUCGCAUCGUCAUUAAACAGAUCAUCAGUUCCCGCAACAAAGUGCUGGUCACACUGGAGCAGUUGGAGCGAGUCAGCAGCUUUCAAGAGUUUGUGCAGAUCUUCAGUCAGUUUGGCAAUGAGAUGGUGGAAUUUGCACAUCUUACAGGGGACAGGCAGAAUGAUCUGAAGGAUGAGAAGCAGAAGGCACGGAUGGCCGCAGCCCGUGCUGUGUUGGAGAAAUGUACCAUGAUGCUCCUCACUGCUUCUAAGACGUGUCUCAGGCACCCAGACUGUGAGUCUGCACGGAUCAACAAGAACGCCGUGUUCCAGCGUAUGCGUCUGGCUCUGGAGCAGGUUAUCGAGAUUGUGACAGAUGCCAGGAGCAGUGGAGAGGCCAAAGCACUGCCCAUCAGUAUCUAUGCUGGAAUUAAAGACCUUAAGAAUAAGGUGGAGGGAUUGAGGGAAUCGCUGUACUGUGUGCCGUGUGAGACUGUAGCAGCACAGCUGGAGGCUCUUGUAGAACAGACUGAAGACUUCACUGAUUCAGCGUAUACUAGCCAUGAACAGCGCGAGAGCAUCCUGCAGCUCUGCCACACAACACGGCAGGAAACCAAGCAGCUCAUCUCAGCCUGGAGUCAGGCAGUACGACAGCAGAAAGCCAAAGACGUGACGGAGGAAGUGGAGUUGGCUAUUUUGAAGACCUGUCAGAGUCUCUGUGAGCUCAGACGUGAGCUCCACAAGGUAGCGGUGGGACGGGCCGGUGAGCUGGUAAAACUACACUCUGAUCACGCCGUGCUCCAGGCUCUGAAGGCCGUGGGAGGCGAGGGAAACGUGGAGGCGUUGGCCGAUUAUGCCCGCACACUCACCGAGCACAGGGAGCAGCUGGUGGAGACCUGCCGACUGCUGUGCCACAUCUCAGGCACAGAGCCGCUGGAGAUCACAUGCAUCCACGCUGAGGAGACCUUCCAUGUCAUUGGUCCACAGAUCAUCUCUGCAGCUCAGACGCUGGCUCUGCACCCCAACAGUAAGAUAGCCAAAGAAAACCUGGACGUGUUCUGUGAGGCCUGGGAGUCCCAGCUGUGUGACAUGGCCGUCCUGCUGAAAGAGAUCAGCGACGUGUUCGAAGGCCGCAGAGGGGAUAAAAGAACAUAUCUGUCGUUACCUCGGCCAGGGAAGCACUUGGCUAACCUGAAGACUCCGAAGUCAGCCAGGCUCGACACAGAGGGGCCUGUGUGUUGUGGUGGUCAGGAUCAGACCACCAUCACAAAGCUGGGACAGGAGCUUCGAUUUCUUACCUCGGAUGUGGAUGCUGAGUUGGAUCGCUGGGAGAAUCAGGAGCACGAUGUGGUCCGACUUUGUCAGAGCCUAUCCGGCACGGCAUACACCAUGUACCUCUUUACCAGGGGAGAAGGCCUGUUGAAGACCACUAUGGACCUCUUCCACCAAGCUGAGCUCCUGUCAGAGUUGGGUCUCCAACUGUGCUCCUUUCUUCAGUCCUUCUCCUUACAGCUGGUGGACGAGGAGAAAAUGCUCCUCACGUCUGAGACAGAGAAACUGGCAGCUUUUUGCCAACAGCUACAAAUAUGUGCCAAGACUCCUGUCCAGGGCAAAAGUGCUACGUUCCAGAAGGUGGACUUGACUAUACACAACACCAAAGGCGUGAUGACUGUGUCGCUGUCUCUGCUACCGCUGUGUAAUAAACUCAUCAGAAAGUGUGAAUCUGAGUGUAGCAUUCUGGAUUCCCCUCAGGCCUGGAGAGAGAAGCAGCUCACUCCGGUUAAAGAUGACGCACUGAAUGGCAAAAGCUCCAAUGGCUUCAGGGUCAAACCCCUGGAGCAGCAUAUGGCCAAUCUCACCUUCUUAGAGAGCAAGUAGCUCAGAGCCCUUACAGCCCAGAGCUAAUGAAACCUGGAGUAUUAUUCCACACACGCACGCACACACACACACAUACACGCACACACACACAAGCAUACGCACAUACACACUUGCUUUGCCACAUGUUUUGUGCUGUGCAGUGGCUCCUGGCUGCUCUACUCACAUACAAUAAGGUCCAAAAGUCUCAUGUAACCAAGAACUGUUUUUAUCUCAGGAUACAUUUCAUGAGGUAGCUUUCACAACCCAGGUUAUACUUCAUUAAAUCUAUGAUUCAAUUAAAAAAAAAUUAUUAUAGCACCAACCUGCAAUUGAGAGCAACUGAAAUGUAGAAGAAAGCCACAACAGGUCAUGUAUUACAGAGAUGAGGUCAAUUCAAUUCAAUUCAAGUUUAUUUGUAUAGCGCUUUUUACAAUGGGCUUCGUCUCAAAGCAGCUUUACAGAACAUAAACAGAGAACAGAAGUUAAACAUAAGGAGAAAAAAGAAUUAAUAUAGUAAAAAUUAAGAUAUAUAUAAGGUCAUGGUGUGGUUUUAGAUUUUAGAAUCUGUUUUAUAAUACGAAAUGGGAAUAUUAAUACUCUUAAUGAGAAAAAAAUCCUUUUUUUUUAUCUCCACAUUUUGUUUUUAGCUCAUUGAUUUUUUUUAUUGUAAGAUCGGACAAUUUACUAUUUUUUAUUGUAGGACCGGACUCUUUCCUACCUUAAGGUUUGCACUUUAUACUGUUCAGUUGUUUGUUCGGUAUCAGAAGUUAAUUAAUGCAGUCUUUUGGGGAUACCUGCUAAAAUUCCUUACAGAAAGUUGAAUACACAUUCCAUCAAACCAAUACAAAAAAUAAUUGUGAUGUAAUAUCUAUUUAUCUGUCUCUCUCUCUCCACAGAAUUCUCCUCUCUCUCGUUUAAUUUGAAAGCAGUAAUGAAAUAAGAACAGUUCUCUCAAGACUUUUGGACUUGUGGCAAAGACACCUCAAAUAAACACAUGGUUGUUUUCUCUUUACAUAAACUAGUGCAUGUUAUUGGGUCAAAUCCAUACUGCCCUGCUAUUUACUACUGUUGAAAAAGCUAAGCUAAGACCGAGUUUCUAUUUUUCAUCAAGUGAUACUGUGUUAAGAGAAUAACUCGAGAGCCUCGGUUGUUUUAGCAUAGGACACUGACGCACUGUAUUUAAUGUAUCUGCCUCAUUUACACGUCGACGCCAAAUAUGUCCAGUUUCCGUCACGUCUCAUGCCGUCAGCACCAGGGUGUGAGGCGCCGCGUCACGGACUUUACGUUCAACAUGCCGAAAAUGACUGUGUUCCCAUGAAUCAGCGCUGAAGAUCACUUCAUUUUUUUUUAAGUAUCAAAGCAACAUUCAUGGUAUUAAAAGUAAAGUAAGUUUGUGUGCUUGUAGUGAUAGCAACUGCCUCCUCAUAUGGACUGUCCUGUAGGUCACUGUGAUUUGUACUCUUACUUGAAACAUGAAAGCUGCGGCGAGCUCCGGUACAGAAACUCCAUACAAUCAGGAUGAAGACUUUCUCCAAAUCAAAACACGACUGCCGUCUACUUUGGAGCGAGCGCUUCAUACGGCUUCAUAUGGUCUUACAUUUCCUUUCUGCAUCACGUCUCACUCGUUCGACUGGAAGCUGAGCGAUGCGUCCAAAGCAUGUGUGUUCGUGUGUGAAGAUUCAGAACACGCUUGUAAUUGUGCUUUCAUGGACACUGCAGUCAAACUGUAAGCUUUAGUGAUGACUGAGAAACUAUCAGCCUGAGUGAAACCCAUUUCAGACCAGUCGGAUCCUUUUGACAGUUGAAUGAUUGUUAAACAAAGAAAGACUAAAUAUACAUUAUUUUUCUUAAA